AUGACUGAUACUUCUCCUAUUAUAAGAUCAUGUUACAAUGGUGAUGGACAGUAUUUAUGUUAUGUGUCUGUGGAACUUGACAAGCAAAGAGUAUCAGUAGUGCCUACUUCAUCUUACGACUCAAGCGUGGAACUUCCAUCACUGCUAAUAGAUGAGUCUGGUCUGCGAGUAACACAGUUGUGCUGGUUUGGGGCUCAGGAUAUCCAAUGUGUAUUGAUAGGUCUGAGCAACGGUGAAAUUUGGAUUUAUUCACCAUUGGCAAAUGAGAUAGUUACAAAGCUAUCUACUACCAAUGGUCAUGCUAUAACAGGUAUGGAUGUAAAUAGUGCCUAUAUCUGGUGUUGUGAUGCUAAUGAUAUGCUAUAUCAGUUUGAUGCCAAAUCAUAUCAAUUAUUAAAACAUUUCAAAGUCGACAAUGUUAAAGCAUUGACACAAUUGACCAUAUUCAAUGACGAACAAUUGUUACUAGCAUCACAUUCCAUCUACUUGGUCUCCCUUUCGGACAAGAAAGUAUUGCUUACUUACCCAGGUCAUAUUACACCAGUAUCCAAGUUGACCAAGCUGAAUAAUCAAUAUUUUAUUUCUUCUGCCUCUAGUGAUAGAUUCCUUAACAUUUAUGAUGUUCAAUCCGGAGAAACAAAAAAUAUCCUGGUAUCCAACUCUAAUAUUGUGAACUAUAGAGCUGACAAGGAGAAUGAUAUAAUUGUUACUACAGAAUCUGGAUCAGUGGAAGUAUUCAAAGAUGUACUAGUAUCUUCAGAUAUCACAUCUACAAAGAAGAGAUCAAGGGUAAAGAAGUCAAAGCAACCGGAUAACAUAAUUAAUCUGGUAAGCGAACAAGACCAAAAGAAAUCAUUUCCUGUACUAGAUGUAUUCAUUAAGAGUAGAUUGUUAAGUUUAGUCUGGUUUAGCAAUGUUACAAUUCCAAGAUUUGUUGAUCUAAAUUUAGAGAAUAUUCCAAGAGACUAUCAGCAUCCAGUGGACUCCAAAUUAAGGCAAAAGAAUUUCAACGAUUCCAGGAGCUUAUAUGGUAAUGAUGUAGCAUCAACAAAGGCCUAUAAAGAAGGUAAUGCCACAAUUACUUCUGGUGACAAUUAUAGACAUGUGACGCAAGCUAUUCAAGAUUGGGAAAAGGAACUACAAGAGAAGGAGAAAGCUGGUGAAGAUACAUCUGGUGAUCUGUCUUUACAGGAUAAACUUGAAGCAUCAAACUUUUCGAAAUUAUCAAACAACUUUGCCAAGAACAAAAUAUCCACCUCAUCUGAUAAACUGACGAAAUCUGCUAUAGUAGCUGGUACGGUCACCACUGUAUUGGCUCAAGCAUUGCAAUCCAAUGACCACUCCUUACUUGAAACUGUAUUGAACAACCGUGAUGAGAGGGUGAUAAGAGAUACUAUCCUGAGAUUAAAAGCACCUCUGGCUAUUAUACUGCUGGAGAGAUUAGCAGAAAGAAUUGCAAGACAGUCACACCGUCAAGGUCCAUUAAACAUUUGGGUAAAGUGGUGUUUAAUUAUCCAUGGUGCGUAUCUAGUAAACAUACCGAAUUUGAUGUCAAGCUUAGCGUCCUUACACUCUACCUUGAGGAAAAGAGCAGAAUUACUGCCUAAACUAAUGGGCUUGGAAGCACGUUUGAAUAACGUUGUCAUUUCUCCAACUUCUAAGGAAGACCUAGAAGAUGAAGUUACAGUUGAAUUUGAUGAAGAUGAGGAAGAUGUCGAAUACAAUGAAGAGCUUGAUGAUGCUGGUCUAAUAGACGAUGGUGAAGAAGAGUAUGAAACCGGAUCUGAGGAAGAAGAUGACGAUUCGGAAGUAGAGGGAGAUGAUAAACAGGCAUUAGAAGAAGAUGAUGACUCGGAGGCAGAAGAAGAAGGCUACAGUGAUGUCGAAGUUUAA
This is a messenger RNA of Nakaseomyces glabratus, 1893 nucleotides long. RefSeq names its product Utp5p (gene UTP5). Gene Ontology annotation, molecular function: protein binding. NCBI's taxonomy places the organism in Eukaryota, Fungi, Ascomycota, Saccharomycetes, Saccharomycetales, Saccharomycetaceae. Gene Ontology annotation, biological process: maturation of SSU-rRNA from tricistronic rRNA transcript (SSU-rRNA, 5.8S rRNA, LSU-rRNA). The record is from RefSeq and is a predicted model, not a curated record. Gene Ontology annotation, cellular component: nucleolus.